Lottia gigantea (owl limpet) is the source of this 1023-nucleotide messenger RNA. RefSeq lists its product as hypothetical. The transcript has 3 exons. The record is from RefSeq and is a predicted model, not a curated record. The coding region runs from base 1 to 1023 and encodes 340 amino acids. Lineage: Eukaryota; Metazoa; Mollusca; Gastropoda; Lottiidae.
AUGAGUCCUGCUGGUUGCCAGUACAAACUGGAGAUUAACUUGAAAACAGACACAAGAGGACACAACUGUACCAGAUAUAUCGAUAAUUUCUCAUUUACUAUGACACCAACAGAUCGUGUUUAUAUUAAUUUGCUGAAGGACAAGGACACCACGUCAGGUUUUAAAUUCGAUUUUGAAAUCAAAACUGAAACCAAUGGUCCAAAACUUAAUUUAACUUGUCGAAGUUCUUGGACGAAGCCACUGGUAACAACUCAGACAACAACAACUGUUGGAGGUAAUAGCUUACAGAGUGACAGUACAACAGGUACGUCUUUGACGUCCACACCUGAAACAACUCAGACAACAGCAACUGUUGGGGGUAAUAGCUUACAGAGUGACAGUACAACAGGUACGUCUUUGACGUCCACACUGGUAACAUCUCCGACAACAACAACUGUUGGGGGUAAUAGCUUACAGAGUGACAGUACAACAGGUACGUCUUUGACGUCCACACCUGAAACAACUCAGACAACAACAACUGUUGGGGGUAAUAGCUUACAGAGUGACAGUACAACAGGUACGUCUUUGACGUCCACACUGGUAACAUCUCCGACAACAACAACUGUUGGGGGUAAUAGCUUACAGAGUGACAGUACAACAGGUUUAGAUGUGUAUAGUAGUUUAGAUUCAAGAUACAAUACUUCCGGUGAUUUAAAACCAUAUGAACAUCUACCAAAACAAGAAAACAGCCUAACAGAACACCAGGAAGAUGUACCGCAUAUAGACAACGAUUACGAUAUUGUUGUGGAAGGUUCGAGUCCGGAAAAUGAAAUCGAACUCAACACAAUUCCUCCAAAUAACAGACCUGAUCCACGAAACAAUACUUCUAGUGACUAUAGACCUUACGAACAUCUUCCAAAACAAGAAAAGGAUAUUACUAAGCAACAAGAACAUGUUUCAGAGCUACAGGAAGACGUUUUGUUUACAAACAACGAUUAUAUUGAUGUUGUGGAAGAUACGAGUCCAUAUAAUGAAAUCGAAUGA